AUGGACUCGGUAUCUUCACGCGCCGGAGACGCCGACGUAAGAGAUCUUGCACCGUCGAUCGCGGCAUGGCAUUUCCAGAUUGCUGUCUAUUUCGCCUUCGGUUUCUUCUUUUUGAGGCUCUUCCUCGAUAGAUUCGUCUUUCAAAGAAUAGCUGUGUGGCUUUUGAGAACUGGCUCUGCUCCGGUUAAAAUGAAUGAUGUGGUUACUCGAGCAAAGAUCGUGAAAUGCAAGGAGUCCUUGUGGAAAUUGCUGUACUAUGCUGGUUGUGACAUAUUCGUUCUCAAAGUCGUUUUUCACGAGCCAUGGGCCAGAGAUGUCAAGCUCUACUUUGACGGUUGGCCAAAUCAAGAAUUGAAGUUUUCAGUAAAGCUUUACUAUAUGUGCCAGUGUGGGUUUUAUGUGUAUGGUGUUGCUGCGUUGCUUGCAUGGGAGACCAGAAGAAAGGAUUUUGCUGUUAUGAUGUCUCACCAUGUAAUCACAAUCCUCCUCAUUGGCUACUCGUACUUAACGAGUUUUUUCCGAAUUGGAGCAAUCAUCUUAGCCCUUCACGAUGCAAGUGAUGUGUUUAUGGAAACUGCUAAAAUUUUCAAGUACUCUGAAAAAGAAUUUGGAGCAAGUGUGUGUUUUUCACUAUUUGCUCUGUCUUGGCUGUUGUUACGGUUGAUUUACUUCCCAUUUUGGAUCAUCAGGGCCACGAGCAUUGAACUCCUGGAUUAUUUGGAUAUGAACUCAGCUGAAGGCACGAUCAUGUACUAUUCCUUCAACACGAUGUUACUGAUGCUUCUUGUUUUCCACAUUUAUUGGUGGUACCUCAUUUGCGCCAUGAUCGGAAGACUGCUUAAAAACAGAGGACAAGUCGGAGAAGACAUAAGAUCCGAUUCAGAGGAUGAUGAUGAUUAG
Molecule: messenger RNA, 900 nt
Organism: Microthlaspi erraticum
Lineage: Eukaryota; Viridiplantae; Streptophyta; Magnoliopsida; Brassicales; Brassicaceae
Source: the annotation of a GenBank genome assembly